Molecule: messenger RNA, 1112 nt
Organism: Pseudophryne corroboree (corroboree frog)
Lineage: Eukaryota; Metazoa; Chordata; Amphibia; Anura; Myobatrachidae
Product: phospholemman-like
Exons: 6
Coding region: 250-477 (75 amino acids)
Biological process (GO): regulation of sodium ion transmembrane transporter activity
Cellular component (GO): membrane
Molecular function (GO): sodium channel regulator activity
Source: RefSeq, a predicted model, not a curated record
UGUUCCCAUGUCCCUAUCCAGCUCCUAUAAGGCACAUUCUGAUCUGCUAUGGGGUAUUAAGGACUCAUGAUAACUUCUGACCACCUCUCUUUCUUUGUAUCUGUUUUGGGUCUGUGGUGUCCGCUUUUGUCCUGUUUUGUCUUGCGUAUGUUUUCAGUCAAUACAUCGAGCAGUGAAAAGGGUUAGUGGGCUGUACAUAGACUUGUGCCCUGUGCUGUAAACUGUAGACGGUUACCCAGUAUCUUCCCCAUGGCUUGUAAGGAUGUCCUGCUCUGUCUUGUGAAUCUCUGUGCCAUUCUGGCUGCAGGACAGGCUGAAGACUCCGAUCGCUUUCAUUAUGAUUACAAGAGUCUUCGUAUCGGGGGCUUGGUCUUUGCUGGAGCGAUGCUGAUAAUGGGGGUAUCCGUGCUGCUCACUGAUUUGAAGCUGAUUAAGAAAAGACGACAAGCCGUCACGGAGGCCCGAAGUGAAGCGUGAGGACGUACAUGAUGUCUUGAAAUAUCUGAUUAUCCUUGGCCACGUCCGAUCUCAACACACCUGGUGGACGGAGAGCGUCUCAGGGUGGGAAUGUGAGGACAGGUGGACACGUAUAUCAGCUAUACAGAGAAAUAUGGACAAUACUUAUGUAUGAAGGUGUUUGCAGCUGCAGAGACAAUAAUCCGGAGCUGAUCACUGAAAGGUGUUGUGUUCUGCGCUGUGUUACAGACACUUGGACAUCGUAUGGAAUAAUGCACUAACAAUAGAUCCAAGAAUGGCUGAGGAAUAAAAUCCACCAGUCGGAGGAUUAUAUGAAACGUGAUCGGGGUGUGGGGAGGAUUGAUUGCAAUACGUCAUCUAUUCAUUUGUAAGCAGCGGAACACACAAACGCAGCACAAGCUGUUUUUCUGGAAUUGGAUCUAUUGUGCCUUGGACAUAUCUCGGAGAACGAGCGCUGUGGGAGGUGCUUCUGUGUGAACGCUCUGCAGGAAUCUCUGUGGCUCAUUUUAAAGCUCCGAGAAGUAAUCCUCUCAGAUUCCCUCGCCCCAUAGAACUUUAUUCUCCUAACAUACUGCUUGUUCUAUUCUCCUUAUGUCAUCAAUAAAUCGUAUCCAUCAGGGUACAGCGGCACCAUC